Stylophora pistillata is the source of this 2482-nucleotide messenger RNA. Its product is annotated as gamma-aminobutyric acid receptor subunit gamma-2. Gene Ontology annotation, molecular function: transmembrane signaling receptor activity; extracellular ligand-gated monoatomic ion channel activity. Lineage: Eukaryota; Metazoa; Cnidaria; Anthozoa; Scleractinia; Pocilloporidae. The record is from RefSeq and is a predicted model, not a curated record. Gene Ontology annotation, biological process: monoatomic ion transmembrane transport. Gene Ontology annotation, cellular component: membrane.
CCAUCUCUGUGAAGAUCAAUCAGUUUUCUGCGGAGCUGACACUUUUUUCCACUUCUAUUUGGAAUAUUGAUAUUCCAUAUCAACCUGCCGAUACUAAGAGUUCUCGGAACGAAAGUAUCUCUAAACUGUAUUUCGUCACUGUUUUAACAAGACCAAGAGGUUUACUCUUCUCAGACCGUUGGAGGCAUUUAGACGUAUAUAGCCGGCAAGACACAGGGAAAUCUACAUUGAAAGUACUCUCUGAGUUUGUCAGAAGACAAGGUUGUUUGCGGACCUUAACCGGGAUGGCAUGGUUCAUUUUGAUUGUUUAUCAAGCAUUCCUUCUUGCUGCAGCCAGUGCGAAUUCAACACUCCAAGUGCUUAAAAAGCAUUUGACCAACUCCCGUUACGACAGAGGAACACAUCCCAAUGAUGGAGCGAAUUACACGUUAAUAUUGGUGGAUCUUUAUGUGGAAUCGUUCGGAAAGAUAGAAGAAGUCAACAUGGAAUUAGAUGCGUAUAUGUACUUCCGUCAAGAAUGGCACGACCCUCGAUUAGCAAACGUCGUGAACAAAACUGUGCAUCUGGCCAGAGAUGACAUCAACUUAAUAUGGAGGCCUGAUACUUUCUCAUAUAAUUCUCGCGGAACAGAUUUGGAUAAAGAAGACAAAAGCUUACAUUCCGCUAUGAAAGUGGAGCCCUCAGGGCACGUCUUCUACUCAAGAAAUACUCAUUUAGUGUCUGCCUGUAAUAUGGAUCUUCACGACUUUCCAAUCGACACACAGAACUGUUCGCUCACAUUUGGGAGCUACGGGUUUUCUACGCGAGAUGUUGAUUACAGGUGGAAGCGAGACUUUAUCACCGUCGAACAAACUACAAUGGCGCAGUUUUCGAUCGUAUCGGCAAAACCCUCACGCCGAGUUGGAGUAUAUAUCUCAGGUAACUAUACCAUUGUGGGAGCAUUCUUCUUGCUGCAGAGGCGUCUGGGAUACUACAUGAUCCAGCUGUACCUUCCAUGUAUUUUCCUGGUAAUGCUCAGCUGGAUCGUGUUCUGGAUGAGUCCUGAUAAUGGAGGUGACAGGCUGACUGUCGGCAUCACUUGCAUUCUCACUAUUGUUUUCCUAUUAGGCUACAUCAAUGGCAUGCUGCCCAAGGUGAGCUAUGUGAAAGGAGUGGACUGGUUCCUAAUGACGUCAUUUCUUUUUAUCUUUCUGUCGCUGGUUGAGUGUGUACUGGUAGAGAGAUUGGCCAAUGAGAACCAAAAAGAAGAGAUCAAGGAGGAAGGAAUAAACAACGAAGGACUGAACACUUCACGAUUAUCCUUGAGCAAGCUGAACCCUCGUUAUCGCAGGAACUCAAAAAGUUUGAACAUCUCAAGUGACUCCGUCAAAUCCCCUGCUAAGGGAAGAGUUCACAUCCUACCAGUGACGGCCACAGCCCCUCGUAACGAGACUACCCCGAAUGACGAGACACCAGAGCUAUCUCAGAAGAAUGGAAGCUUCUUACAGUGUCUUGAAGGAAGCCCAAGGUCACCCAGAACUAAAUGUGGAAUGAAAAAAAGAACUCUCCCUGAAAAAAUUGACUUUGCCUGUCGAAUUCUGUUUCCCCUUUCCUAUGCCUUGUACAAUUUGGGCUACUGGUAUGUUUAUUUGCACGGCAUUGAUAUUAUCACAUGAGAUUUUCACUUUAAUCGUAAAACCGAAAGUCAUCGUAACUCCCCAGUGCCAAUGGUGGUUGUCGCACAACAAUCCAGACUCGUUGCGGGACGAAUCAGGAUAUGACUGCCUAGACAAGUUUUUGUUCCCGUAAUAGUCAAUCUAUUUUUUUCGAAAUUAUAUAUCUCUACGUACUUACACAUGAAAUGCUUUCCUAUGAAAUACACGCAACGGAAGUAAUUGGUGUGCGUAGAAUCCCUUUUUUCUGAUUGUAUGCUUAGUUUGUAAAAAGCUCUAUUGACUUCGUUUUUUGGUUGGUUCUUACUUCUGGUCUAUUGGAGGUCAGCCGCAUAGAUGACAUCAUUAUCAAAAAUUGUUUUUGCUUCUUCACUAUAUAAAACGAAUUGAUUCCAUGUUGCCGUGGGUCUGGGCACGAUGACGUCAAAAUGUAGUAAGAACAAAAAAUGGCACACUACUAGACGCAGGCGCAGACGCAGCCGAUUGCGUCUCUGAUGUCCUCACCGCAUUUUGACUUCUAUGGCAACAUUGAAUCUAUCUCUGAGCAUUAAUAAUUAAUGAAAAAACCUUAAAAUACUGUACAAAAAACUGCUAACGUAAAUGUCUGUGCGACUAUUGUACUGAAAAACACAUUUAAACCAGGAUAUAAACUAUAGAGUUAACUGUGUGUUGGAUGUCUUACAAAUUAGUUAAGUAAGGCAACCUACAAGAAUUGGCCAUGUAGAUUUAGUUACUGAAUUUAUAUGAAUUGUUUACGUGUAAGUUCUUUUGGUUUUCACAUCGUAACCAUUAAAGCUAUAGGUUAUUGCAACCUUCAGUUUGUAAAAGUA